Molecule: messenger RNA, 1344 nt
Organism: Gregarina niphandrodes
Lineage: Eukaryota; Apicomplexa; Conoidasida; Eugregarinorida; Gregarinidae
Product: DEAD-box ATP-dependent RNA helicase
Exons: 1
Coding region: 1-1344 (447 amino acids)
Molecular function (GO): RNA helicase activity; RNA binding; ATP binding
Source: RefSeq, a predicted model, not a curated record
AUGUCUUUGGCGCAAGAGGCUGCACUAGUUGAUUAUCGGGAGGAUGAGGACGAGACUCAGCAAGGUGCGUCCGGUGACGGCAAGCAGCAACAGGCGUCGGGAAACUACGUCGCAGUGGAGACGGCGGGCUUUCGCGAUUUUUACCUAAAGCCGCAGUUGAUUCGUGCGCUUGGAGACGCAGGGUUUGAGCAUCCCUCGGAAGUGCAGCACGAGGCGAUCCCGCACGCAAUUACCGGUGUGGACUUAUUAUGCCAGGCGAAGUCUGGUAUGGGGAAAACUGCGGUAUUUGUUUUGUCGGUAUUGCACCAGCUUGACGAGGAGAAGUUGGAGAACGCUGUUUACUGCUUGGUGAUUGCGCAUGCCCGAGAGUUGGCGUUCCAAAUCAAGAAUGAGUUCGAGCGUUUCCGCAAGCAUAUGAAAUCGAUUCGAUGCGACGUGUUCUACGGUGGUGUCCCAAUCACUAAGAAUGUAGAGAUCCUGUCAAACAAUGAUACGAUUCCGCACAUAGUUAUUGCCACUCCGGGGCGCUUGUUGGCCUUAAUCAAAAAGGAAUACCUGAAGACUAACAUGGUUCAGUUCUUUGUGCUGGAUGAGUGCGACAAAUGUUUGGAGAAGUUGGACAUGAGGAAGGACGUCCAGGACAUUUUCACCAGGACCCCAAGAAGUAAGCAAGUCAUGAUGUUGACGGCGACAUUGGACAAAGACAUGAAGGACGUGUGCAAACGGUUUAUGCAGAACCCGAUUGAAGUCAUAGUCGACGACGAGGCGAAGCUGACCCUCCAUGGCUUGCUCCAGUUCUACGUCAAAUUGACGGAGUCUCAGAAGAACCGGACCCUUUCGGAUUUACUGGACCGUCUAGAGUUCAAUCAGGUGAUAAUCUUUGUCAGGAGUGUGAGCCGGGCUGUCGCAUUGGAUAACUUACUGAACGAAUGCUCCUUCCCCUCCAUCGCCAUACAUGGUGGCCUCACUCAACAGGAGAGAAUCGAGGCCUACCAGAAGUUCAAGAACUUCGAAAAACGGCUCAUGGUAGCCACCGAUCUUUUCGGCCGAGGGAUCGAUAUCGAACGAGUCAACAUCGUCAUCAACUACGAUAUGCCCGAAAGCACGGAUGCCUACUUGCAUAGAGUUGGACGCGCAGGACGCUUCGGCACAAAGGGCCUGGCCAUCACCUUCGUCGCCAGCGAAGAAGACUCCCUUAUGCUCAAUGAAGUGCAGGCACGCUUCGAAGCCAAAGUUGACGAAAUGCCGGACACAAUUGACUCCUCUCAAUACAGUAAUCUAACCGCUUCCUCCUCACCCCUCUUAACUUACACCCCACCACUCUUGAUCUACACCCUCUCUUGA